ACAAAUUCCAUCGCAAAACCAACUUUCAGAUGUUUGCUCCAGUGGAAUGGUUGACCUAGUCCAGAAUCAAUCCAGUAGCAGUAUGGAACAUGGCCAUUUGUCUUCUGUGAAUGAUGCAGAUGUGCAUGCAGAACAAGAACAUGAUGCUCAGGACACAAUGAACCAAAGCAUGGAUAUCAUCAUAUCAAAGAAACGCAAACUUAUGGCGCCCCCAUGGCAUGAAGAAGCCACACAUGUGUCCAAGCGGCACCAAACAUUGAGUGACGCUGGACAAGAAUGGGCCCAAGUUACGAAUCGGUUGUUUGAGAAGGGAGAAUAUGAGAUUUGGAAAGUUGAAUCUAUCCAACGGUUGCCUCAAUCAAAGAGAAGGCUGGUACAGACUGUGCAGUUUAUGCAACAGCUUUUUUGCCCUGCACCUGCGUUCAUUCUCUUGUCAGAUGUAGCAUCAAGCUAUGCUAGUGUGUUAUACUUUGUUGCUAGAGCAACAUUAGGCGAUGCAUGCAGCAUUACCCACAAGGGACAAGAUGCUUUGCCAUCAUCUUCGAUUGAGGUUAAUGAGUUAUUCGAAAAGAUCAAAACAAAUGAGAGAAGAAGGGACAGGCAGUAUGCUGAAGUUGCUAGAGAGUUAACAGAGAAGAUAAAGAAGGUGGAAGGUGACUUGGAAAGGUAAUGAACUACUUUUCUGCAUCUCCUUAG
Molecule: messenger RNA, 696 nt
Organism: Tarenaya hassleriana
Lineage: Eukaryota; Viridiplantae; Streptophyta; Magnoliopsida; Brassicales; Cleomaceae
Exons: 4
Coding region: 47-670 (207 amino acids)
Source: RefSeq, a predicted model, not a curated record